AUGUCUGAUAUUUAUAAUAGAUUGGGUCCUCAAGGAAGAGCUCUAUUAUCACAACACCAACACCAACACCAACAACAGCCAGGUGUCGUUCAUUUCAAUGAAGAUUCAACUACCAUCGCACCGCAGGAUUUGGAUUUCUUAAUUAAUGAAUUACGGUUCCCCAGGGCAGAUACAAAUGUUUCAAAAGUAUUAGGAUAUUUAUAUAGUUAUGUUCCUUAUAUCAAACAUGAACAUAAUUUACGAGUAGUUAUUGCUAGUUUCUUAAAUACUCCUGUUUGCUUUAGUGGACAAGUCUCAUUUGAAGAGAAUUAUUUCAUUAUUGAAGUUUUUAAAUUGAUUGUUGAUAAGAAAUUAAAGAUAUCACAACCUACAUUGACCAUUAAAGAGUUUUACACCAUCUUAUUAAAAGAAUUAUCUAAUUUUGCUAAUUAUAAUCCAGUUGCCAAUAGUUGGAAGGUAUUACCUAUUAUUACUGGAAUGUUAUUAUCAAAUCAAUUAAGAGAUGGUCUUUAUACUGAACAUAAUUAUGUGGAAUAUAAAUGGUUCUUCAAAAAUUGGGAUCAUGAAAUGCUUGGAUUGUUUAAGAAAUGUCUUAACUAUAGUCUUUCCCACACACAUAGUGAAGAUGUCGUUAAUUUGAGUUUAUUAAGUCUUGCAUUGGUAUUUAGAAAAGAAGAACUGAUAAAACCAUAUACCCUGCAAGUUGCUGAUGGGUUCAUUAUUAAUAAGCUUGUUUCAUUGAUUUAUCUUCAUCCUGAGUAUUCAAUUAUAGUAUAUCAAAAAUUCUUGAAUGUCAAUCCAUCCAAUCCUGAACUUGAAUCAAUUAUAUCAAAAGAAAUUAUCCAAAAACCAGUAAUCAAACAUUUGAAUAAGCUUUCAUUCUUACUUGAAGCAUAUUUUUCACAAUUAGAAAUAGAUCCGAAAUCAGCCAACCUAGUCAUGGAAACCAUGCUUAAAAUCGAAUCGUUCAAUAAGACGUUAUCCCACUCCAUCAAAUCAUCUCGAUUCAACAAAUUCAAUGGACCGGCUGAUACUUCCUACUUAUCCCAACAAUUCUGGCACAUAAUGAAAAGUCUCCUCUUUUCACAAAUCAUAAUCUUCCAAGGUAUCCUCACCCGUUUCCUCACCUCGAAAUCAUCCCGAGGCUUCUCGUUUUUCACGAGAAGAAACCAAGUCAUAAUCGAAUCAGAAUAUCGUCAACUUUCACACAAAUUCUUAUCCAAUCUUUAUUAUAUCAAUUUCAUCCUAUUAUCUAUUGGCCAAGGAGGGUUCGAUAAUUAUAAUUUCGUCUAUCAUCUCGCAUUGGAAUUAGCUAUUUCAACCGGACCGGAAUUUGAAAGGUUUACGAAGUAUUUAAUUGGGAACUAUCAUGAGGUCAACUUAUAUCCAGACGUACUCAACAAUGACUACAUCACACAUUCGAAAGUUAUGUUUGUGCUUGGAUUAUGGGAGAAUUAUCUCCAGCUGGCGGGCUCGAGUGUGAGUGGUGGCUUUUCGAAAGAAAUCUAUGAAAUUGCGAUCAGUAUUGCCGAUGAUAGGAGAUAUAUCAAUACGGACCUACUCGAAUCGGGCCACUCAGUUGUCUUGUUCCAUUUCGCAAAUAUACAAGAAGUAGAUGUGAAUGAAAGUAGGCAAUAUGUUGAAUUAUUAAUUGGACAAUUCCCAACCCGGAUAUCACCUCAUCAAUUAAAUAUCGCCAUUGAAACAAUCGGCAAAAAGAUCUUAUCGUCACCCAUCGCCUACCAGAAUUCAAAAUAUGCAAAUUCAGCAGAAGAACUAUUUGAAUACUUAAUUUCAAAAACUAUCCCCAUCCUCCCUGGAAUACCAAUUGAAAAAUCCCAAUCCACCACACCCAUCUCAUUCCAAGAAUUAUCUACCUCCAAUGACACUUCCAACCGGGUACCUAAAUCAGAAUAUCAAUUCCAAGUCAGACAAACCCCAUCCACAAUCCGGGAAUCCUUAAUCACCACAAUCAUCUCCCUCAUCCCCUAUUUCCCAAUCUCGGUGUUUUCAGCCUGGUUGGACCGGGUCUGGGUGUUGAUUUGUGGAAGUAGUCGACCAGAACAAGAAUUCUUGAUUGGAAGGUUAUGGAAGACGAUUGGGGAGGAAUUGGAUUUGAAUAGGGCAGAAGUGGGGAUUAGAUGGUGGUAUAAUGAGAAAGAAUUGUCUGUGAGGAGAUUGGGUACAAUUUCGAAGAUUUAA
Hemisphaericaspora subhashii is the source of this 2202-nucleotide messenger RNA. RefSeq names its product Pex8p (gene PEX8). The transcript has a single exon. The record is from RefSeq and is a predicted model, not a curated record. Lineage: Eukaryota; Fungi; Ascomycota; Pichiomycetes; Serinales; Debaryomycetaceae. Bases 1 to 2202 code for a protein of 733 amino acids.